UUUUCUUACCAAGCACAAGCAUAAGAGCUGAGAAGGCCCUUGUUCUUCAUUAUAUUUUCUCAGUUAAGAGCAACAUCAUGGAGUUCCUUCUGUUCGUGCAUGCCUUGAGAUUGGGCAUGGGAAGCUUUCUUCUCCUCUUUAUUUCCGCUGCCAUCUUCAUCUUUUGGCUUUCACCCAUUGCGGCGUGGCAAAGGUUAAAAAGGAACGGGUUUGGCGGCCCUGCCCCAUUGUUUCCCUUGGGAAACAUAAUGGAGAUGAGCAAGAAAGAAAAGAGAGGAUCUUCUUUAGGCUUAUCAAGCAUCACUCAUGACAUCCACUCAUUCGUGUUCCCUUACUUUGCUCGAUGGAGAAAAACUUACGGAAAGGUUUUCAUUUACUGGCUAGGCACAGAACCAUUCAUGUACAUCGCCGACCCUGAGUUCCUCAAACAAGUGACUUCAGGGAUUUUGAGCAAGAAAUGGGGCAAGCCGAAUGUGUUCAAGCAUGACAGAAAACCAAUGUUCGGAAAUGGGCUAGUUAUGGUCGACGGUAACGACUGGGCUCUUCACAGGCACAUCAUUGCACCAGCAUUCUCUAUGACCAAUCUGAAUGCUAUGAUAAGCACAAUGGUGGAGUCUACCACCAAGAUGCUAGAUGAGUGGAGCAAGCGUGUAUCCUUGGGCCACAACGAAAUCGACGUGGAGAAAGAUAUCGGCAAAAAUGGAGCUGAGAUCAUAGCUAAGACCAGCUUUGGCAUCAAUGAGCAAACUGGCAAAAAGGUAUUCGAGAAGCUCCAAGCCAUGCAAAUCAUGCUGUUCAAGUCCAACCGGCUGGUGGGAGUCCCCUUCAGCAAGCUCUUGUAUGCCAAACAAACAUAUGCGGCAUGGAAGCUAGGCAAGGAGAUCGACCAACUCCUCCUCGCCGUCAUCGAUUCGAGAAAGGAAACGACUUGCAACAACCAACACGACCUCCUCAGUCUCCUGCUUGCCGGGAACCAGGACAAUGCGCAGCUCGAGAGGAAGCUGACGAGCCGGGAGCUUGUGGAUGAGUGCAAGACAUUCUUCUUCGGGGGCCAUGAGACCACUGCCCUUGCUCUUUCCUGGACUCUGCUCAUGCUGGCUUUGUACCCCGAGUGGCAGAAGACUCUCAGGGAGGAGAUCAUGGAAGUCUCUGGGGGUGCACCCCUUGACUCACAUAUGCUCUCGAAGCUAACAAAGAUGGGAUGGGUGCUGAACGAGGUCCUAAGGCUUUACUCACCGGCACCUAAUGUCCAAAGGCAGGCAAAGGAAGACGUCCAGGUCGGAGACCUAGUCAUCUCCAAAGGGACCAACGUGUGGAUCGACGUGGUGGGGAUGCACCACGAUCCUGACCUGUGGGGCGAUGACGUGUACGAAUUCAAGCCAGAGAGGUUCAAGGACAGUUCAUAUGGCGGGUGCAAGCAUCGGAUGGGAUUUUUGCCAUUUGGCUUUGGGGGGAGGAUCUGCGUGGGUAGGAACCUGACUGCCAUGGAGUACAAGAUCGUGUUAAGCCUCAUCCUCCGCAAGUUCUCUGUCUCCAUCUCUCCAGCUUACUCGCACUCACCUCGGAUCAUGUUGUCUCUGAGGCCUUCUCACGGGGUGCAUCUAAUCCUUCAUGCUUUAGAAGAAUCAAGCUAAUUGCUUAUAUUAUGCAUCUUACUAUGAGAGUUGAAGUGGGUGGUGAUCAGAUUCCGCUUAUAGUGCCAUUAGCAGGCAUUUCUAUCGCAUUAUGUGCGCAACAUGUAGGUCAGAGGAGCCCCGAGAGAGGCCCUUCAAUUAUGUAUAGAAAUUAUUCUCAUAUACAUAUACAUAUACAUUAUAUAUAUGUGUGCA
Messenger RNA from Elaeis guineensis (African oil palm), 1829 nucleotides. RefSeq names its product cytokinin hydroxylase. The record is from RefSeq and is a predicted model, not a curated record. Lineage: Eukaryota; Viridiplantae; Streptophyta; Magnoliopsida; Arecales; Arecaceae. Gene Ontology annotation, molecular function: heme binding; iron ion binding; monooxygenase activity.